Hippocampus zosterae (dwarf seahorse) is the source of this 1955-nucleotide messenger RNA. It is a transcript of the gene dus4l, whose product is annotated as dihydrouridine synthase 4-like (S. cerevisiae). Gene Ontology annotation, biological process: tRNA processing. Gene Ontology annotation, molecular function: flavin adenine dinucleotide binding; tRNA dihydrouridine synthase activity. Bases 260 to 1204 code for a protein of 314 amino acids. The record is from RefSeq and is a predicted model, not a curated record. The transcript is spliced from 6 exons. NCBI's taxonomy places the organism in Eukaryota, Metazoa, Chordata, Actinopteri, Syngnathiformes, Syngnathidae.
UUGAUGGCGUCAUUAUUCCAAAGCCACGCCCACAAUUUUCGGCAUAGAAGAUGAAAGCUUCCCGUUUUAUGCGUUCGAAGCUAAAACUUGGCUCGCACUUGAUUUACCAACACAAUGGCGUGUUUUAAAAAAUGUGCUUGUAUUUGAUUUGAGGCAGUUAUAGGCCAAGUGACACGGUACUUUGGAAGCGAGUGCCGACGAGUGGACACUGGGCGUUGUUAGCUGGUUAUGCUAAGUGCUAACGCUACGCCUUGGAAGAAUGAAGACCAUUCACCGCAACAACGUCUUAAGCAUGUUUGAAGAAGGAAACGUGGUAAAGAUCUGUGCGCCGAUGGUUCGUUAUUCAAAACUGGCUUUCAGGUCAUUGGUAAGGAAGUACAACUGUGACAUCUGCUUCACUCCAAUGAUAGUUGCAUCUGACUUUGUUCGAUCCAUCAAAGCCAGAGACAGUGAAUUCACUACUAAUGAGUGUGACAGACCCCUAAUUGUGCAGUUUGCUGCUCACGACGCCCAGACUCUGGUUGAUGCAACGCGUGCAGUUGCACCUUUCUCAGAUGGAGUUGACCUCAACUGUGGAUGCCCCCAGAGAUGGGCCAUGUCUGCGGGAUAUGGUGCGUGCCUUAUCAACAAGCCUGAACUGGUUAAAGACAUGGUCAGACACGUCAAGAACCAAGUGGACAAUCCAAACUAUACAACAUCCAUCAAAAUAAGAAUUCACAAUGACCUGAGGAAGACAGUUGAUCUGUGCCAGAAGGCUGAAUCAGCAGGUGUGGCGUGGAUAACCGUGCACGGUCGUACGUCGGAGGAGCGCCACCAGCCAGUCCACUACGACGCCAUAAAGACAAUCAAAGACAGCGUGUCCAUUCCGGUCAUUGCCAACGGCGACAUCAAGUACCCACGCGAUGUGGAGUCUAUUCACCAGCUCACUAGUGUAGAUGGUGUGAUGGUAGCGCGAGGAUUGCUCGCUAACCCGGCGUUGUUUGCGGGGCAUGAAGAUACACCUUUGGAGUGUAUAUGGGACUGGGUGGACAUCUCUGUUCAGCAGGGUACUCCAUUUACGUGCUUCCACAAUCAUCUCAUCUACAUGCUUGAAAGGGUUAGCUCCCAGCCUGAAAGAAAAGUAUUCAAUUCUUUAUGUAGUACAUCAGCUGUAAUUGACUACCUGCAGAGUACAUAUGGUUCAGUGGAUGAUUUGGUCACAUGAGCAUCCAUCCAUCUUCGAUUGCAUUUGUGUCACUCCUGGCCCAUCCCAGCUGAUUUUGGGGCAAAGGACACUCUGAGGUGGUCGCCAGCCAAUUGUCUGUCACAUAUCGGCAAAGAAACGUUCACACUCGCGUAUCAAAUUAAAGUUUUUUUUGCAUAGCACUUUUCAUGCAUGAAUACUGCUUCACACUAAAGUAGGGCUGAAACAGGUCCUAGAGUAAUUGGAGCACCUCAGACUAAAAAGAAAAUGCUUAAGGCAUUUUUCUGCCUCAGGUAACCAUUUAUAUAGUGUACACUGUCAAAGGGUCAAGCCAACUACGGCAACAAGUGUUCAUGCUAAAGUGGAUGAAUUGAUUAGCCAGUUAUUUAAUCAGUGAAAAAUGUAAAAAUGCUAAUUUUAGUGUUUGUAUUUUAUGUAAAUCUGUGAAAUUUAAUACAGUAUAUGCUCAUUUUAGUUUUACUUACAAUUUAAUUAUUAAUGAGUCAGUUCAAUUGUUUUAGUAGUAUUUUAAUUAUUUUCAGUACUUCAACUAAGAAGUUAUAAUUAAAAAAAGAAGUAAAUAAGCAUUUUGACCAGUCAAUUUUAGGGGAUAAAACAAACUUCAAUAAUGGAACAAACGGGAACAUAUUGUAAACGUACCAUUAGAUGCAUGGUUUUGGACCUCUUGACUGUGAGGCACGUGUGUGAACCAUUCAUUCUGCUAAUUUGUGGUCAAUUGUAAGUAACACUGAAUAAAGCUACAGAUUGACCC